Molecule: messenger RNA, 478 nt
Organism: Laetiporus sulphureus 93-53
Lineage: Eukaryota; Fungi; Basidiomycota; Agaricomycetes; Polyporales; Laetiporaceae
Exons: 2
Source: RefSeq, a predicted model, not a curated record
CAUGAUACGUCUACGGUAUGGCGCCGAACUCACCCCAUCCGGCAGAAUUACUAUGCGAAGGACCAAUGGUUCGGUACUGAGCGAAUGUUUUUUGGUCUCCAAUGCGGUGAUCUUCGUCUGGGCACCCUGGCCAUGGGAAUGCACAGCAGCCGGGGGCAUGACGUGGGAGUUUCCCGAAUUGUCUAUCCGCAGAGAUUGCAAUGCGCCCACUUGUUGCCUCUACAUUAUCAGUUAUUGAUGACAGGUAGGAGCUUGUUAAGUCUAUCUGUGCAUAUGAAGGGAUUGCGCCAUUCAACUCUACACCUUGCACCGCGUCAAUGCGGUCUGAUUGCGCCAGCUCCUUCCUCCGGUGACAAUAAACCUCGCUUCCCUCGUUGGCUUAAGCGAUAUUCCAACUUCCAUUCGGUGAGCAACCUGCCACUUCAGGGUGGAAAUGUUCUUUAUAAUAACCGCUGUCUUCUGUGGAUACGUUUCGAGU